UCUGAGCUCAGAUACAACACAGACCUCUCCACACACAACAUGCUGAAGCUGGUGGUGUUGUCCUGCUUGGUGGCGGCCGCAGCAGCCGGCGCGCUGUUACCGUACGCGCCCCUCGCCUACUCGGCGCCCUUCGCCUACGCGGCGCCAGUGCUGGCCCCCUACGCCCCCAACUACCGCGGCCCUCUGUCUCUGGCGCCGGGCCAGCCCGCCAACAUCCUCGCAGCUGAUGGCAGGCCACUCGACACCCUGGACGUGAACUUGGACCGCUCCGCGCACUACACCGCAAAGGCUCUGGACCACGCUGGAUUCCACGUCCUGAAGAAGCGCUCCGCUCCCAUCAUUGCGCCAAUCAGCCGUGUGGCGGUCGCUGCUCCUUUAGUCCACAGUUACGCCGCUCCUCUGGCUUACUCCGCGCCCCUCUAUAGCUCCCGCCUGGCCGUGGCUCCCUACAACUACGGCUACGCUGCCGCCCCCAUUGCUCACUACUGGAAAUGAAGACCUUAGUUCGCUGAUCAAUUGAAAAUAAACCGACU
Molecule: messenger RNA, 533 nt
Organism: Spodoptera exigua (beet armyworm)
Lineage: Eukaryota; Metazoa; Arthropoda; Insecta; Lepidoptera; Noctuidae
Source: the annotation of a GenBank genome assembly